Molecule: messenger RNA, 1096 nt
Organism: Aphidius gifuensis
Lineage: Eukaryota; Metazoa; Arthropoda; Insecta; Hymenoptera; Braconidae
Product: vesicular glutamate transporter 1-like
Exons: 2
Coding region: 512-907 (131 amino acids)
Biological process (GO): monoatomic anion transport
Cellular component (GO): plasma membrane
Molecular function (GO): transmembrane transporter activity
Source: RefSeq, a predicted model, not a curated record
AUGUUUUAGGUUCUAAAAUUCAAAAAACUGGAUUCAUCUCAGCACUUCCAUAUAUUGCAACGACUGUUACAAUGGUGAUUUCAAGUUACCUUGCUGAUUUUUUGCUUUCAAAAAAAUAUUUAACAACAACUCAGGUAGUCAUAAAAAAUAUAUUGCUCUUAAAUUGUGUGUGUAUAUUACAUAUGAAAUCAAGGGGCUAUUAAUCGUAAUGUUGGAUGAUAAUAUGACUAACAAAUGGCAGUUGUCUUUUGUUUUUUUAUUUAUGAUUUUCCGUGUCUGCCGCAUCAUUUGGCAGUCAGAAAUAUUUUGUAGAGAUUAUGAAAAUUUUCCUGAAUCCUGACUGCCCUAUGACUGCCAACAAUUUUGCAGUUUACUACCACUCUCCGUGACACCAUGAUUGCCACAAUCAAUAGCCUAGCGAAUGGAAUGAAAAAAUGUUAUCUUUUUUUGUUUUUUGAUGUAGGUGAGAAAACUUUUAACUUGUGGUGCAUCUUUAUUACAAGCAAUUUUUAUGGCAGCAGCAGGUUACUUUUGCGCAGACCCAACUAUAUUAAUGGUUUGCAUUAUUAUAUCAUAUUCUGCCGGUGGAUUUGCUGUUUCUGGAUUUCUCGUUAAUUGUUUAGAUAUUGCACCUCAACAUGCCAGUGUUUUAAUGGGUAUGGGUAACACAAUCGGAACAAUUUCUGGAGUCAUCAGUCCAAGUCUUACUGGUUAUAUUGUUAAAAGCAAGUCUGCUGAUGAAUGGAAAAUUGUACUUAUGAUUGUAGGAAUUAUCCAUUUAAUGGGAGCAUUGAUUUAUGGAACAUUUGCAUCUGGUGAAAGGCAAAAAUGGGCAAUUGAUCUCAAUAAACAAGAGUCACGUCGUAAAUUUUUACAAACUCAAGAUACAGACGACAAUGCAGAUUGAAUUAUUAAUUUUAAAUAUACUUUUUCAAAUAAAAUUGUUAUAAUAACUGAAUCCAAUUUAUCAACUUCAUUCAACUCAUCUGGCUUAUCAAUUGAAUAUUCAAUAGGAAAUAUGACAUGAAACUGAUUCACAUAAUCUAAUUCAUAUAAUUAUAAUAUUAUGAUAAUAUAAUAAAUGAGAAUAUUGUAG